AUGUGUUUUGACAAGCAGUUAGGGGCAGCAGAAGCAAAGCCACGAAUUUGUGACAAAGACAAGCCUUGUGAUGAAGCGUGUCCAGCAAACCAUUGCUCGCGGGCUUCGUAGUCAGUACCGAGAGGGAUUUAGACAAGUUCGGGUAUUUGACGUCAUCUGAAGUAUCAUGACUUGCGAGCUUCGGUAGACAGUCUCAUUGCGCUGGUAAAACUUGAGAGCUGCGUCAGUUGCUACAUCUCGAGCUAGACAGCUGUCUAAAAGGGAGAUUAGCGUUUGGUGAGGUAUAACAAAGAAGACAGUAGUACCUAAUUAUAUGAUAUUGCUGUUAGAUGGAGAAGGUGUUUGUACAUUGUCAUUGUAACAUAACGUUAUCGUCUCAUCGUGGAGACAAUGAUCCGUUGAGAAAGGGUUUGCAUUCGAAGGCGCAGUCGAAAUAGCGAGCAGAACCGCUUGCUUUACCUGUGCUUGGGGGUUGGGAUGGUUCGAGGGGUCAUUUUCAAAUGUCUCUCUCUUUAGUUGGAUUUCUUGUCUGUUAGUUGCGUCGCAGGCUAGGGAAAAGCCUUGCAGUUUGGGUUUCGGGGACGAAUAGCGGAAUGAAACGGCUGCCAAAAGAUGUAUCUGUUUAUGGUGCAGACAGUAGCUAGCAGCUAAGCUAGCUACUUGGUAAGCGUCGUAGUUUUCCAAACAGUUACAAACCUGAGUAGCAAAUGUCUUCCCUCCAGGGAUGUUUGUCUGCUAGCUAGCCACCAAUAUCCAAAAGAAUUGAUGGAGUAGUUUGCGUUUAUUGGGGACACAUCAUUGCGUUGAGGGGGACAGUAACGUUAGCUGCAAUUAACGUUACUUCGCACCAGUUGGUUAGCUGGAUAGUUAGCCAACUAUACUAGUUACUUCUGUCAACUUAGACAAGUCCGGGCAAACGCUUACUACCUGUGUCACCAAAGCAGGUUAUUAAAUAGCAAGCUCAAGUUUGGCAGACAAGAGAACUGCCAUUCUGAAAAGGAAGAGUGAAGCUCUUGGAAUUCCUGUUAAACGUCAAGCUGGCGAAGAUGAAACCCGAUCGAGAUGCCGGAGAGGAGUUCUUUGAGCAUGAUGCGGAGGAGUUCCUGGUGUUCCUGACCCUGCUCAUCACAGAGGGCCGCACGCCGGAAUGUUCCGUGAAGGGUCGCACAGAGGGCCUCCACUGUCCCCCGGCACAGUCAGCCCAGCCCGUCACCACCACCAAGCAUGAGUGCAAUGACAAGCUGCCACAGUGUCGUCAGGCCAGGAAGACACGCUCAGAGGUGGUGCUGCUGUGGAGGAACAACAUUCCCAUCAUGAUCGAGGUCAUGCUGCUGCCAGACUGUUGCUACAGCGACGAGGGCCUCGCCACCGACGGCACAGACCUCAACGACCCGGCCAUCAAGCAGGACGCGCUGCUGCUCGAGAGAUGGACUCUGCAGCCCGUACCCCGGCAGAGCGGCGACCGCUUCAUCGAGGAGAAGACUCUGCUGCUGGCCGUGCGCUCCUACGUGUUCUUCUCCCAGCUCAGCGCCUGGCUCAGCGCCUCCCAUGGCAUCGUCCCCAGGAACAUCCUCUACAGAAUAAGUGCAGCAGAUGAGGAGCUGGUGUGGAACUUCUCUGAGACGCCAUCAGAGCACGCCUUCCCCGUGCCCAACGUGUCCCACAGCGUGGCGCUCAAGGUGCGCGUACAGUCGCUGCCCCGCCAGCCCAACUACCCAGUCCUCAAGUGUAGCAUCCACUCGGGCCUGCCGCUCUUCGCCAAGCGGGGCCUGGACCCUGCGGAGGGGCUGGUGCGUGGCAGCGAGCUGGCCGAGGCUCUGGGCCCCCACCUCCACCCCCGGCUGCCCGGCUCGCCACUCUUCCAGCGCCCGCUCCGCACCUCUCUGACCCAGAGCCCCCUGAACUCGCGCAAGUGCCCUCUGCCUGAGGCCGUGCCCCCCAACAAAGCCGUCAAGUGGUUCUACUCCACGCUGAGCAGCUCCCCAGACGGCCGGCCCCUAGACGGCACCGAGAGCCCCAAGGCUCCUCCUGGCAGGGAGUCGCCCGUCCGCGCCUUCAAGUCGCUCUCGCUGGCCGACCCCCUGGCGACCCCCGGCCCCAGUCCCCGGCCGCUGUCGGGCGAGACCAACCCUCUGAUUGGCUCCCUGCUGCAGGAGAGACAGGAGGUCAUCGCCCGCAUCGCCCAGCGGCUGAACUUCUGCGACCCCACGGCGCCGCACCUCCCCGACGGCCUGUUCUCCUCCUCCACGCCGCAGGGGCCCAAGUCCAUGUGGAGCGCCGCGCCAGAGCAGGAGAGCCUGUUCAAGAAGACCAAAGAGCCGCCAGGCCACCCGGCCCAGGCCUCCCAGCAGAGCAGCGCAGAGGAGCGCAGCCGGCCCUCCCCCUUCCACACGCCCGUCAGCCCGCGCAGCCGCAGCCGAUUGGAGCACAAGCCCCAGAACCCCGCCUCCAAGCCGGCCUCCUGCCGCCGGCUGCAGCUGCCCGAGCCGUCCGACGGGCCGACGCUGAGCGAGGCUGUGCAGGACAUCUCGCGGCUCAUCCAGGAGCGCCUGCAGCAGUCCCACCAGCUCCUGCACUGCACCUACAAGCUCUGCCGCCAGGGGGCGCUGCUCAAGGGCCAGCCGGAACCCAGCAACGGCUACUACGGGGCCCGAGAGCACGACUCUUCUUCCCGCAGACCCCCGAGCGCGGCCUGUCCUAAACUUGAAACCACGCCGGGCCGGCCCGAGCCGCCCGCAUCCGACCGUUUACAAAAUGCCAAAAAGGAGGCGCGAAGCGCGAGUCCUCUGAGAGAGAGCGACCUCCGAUCCGCAGGCCCUGUGAGGCCCCAGAGCCCCGUGCUCAGGGACAUCACCCAGAGGCCCAGCCCACCCAGAGACUCCCCCCAGAGCCCCGUGCUCAGGGACAUCACCCAGAGGCCCAGCCCACCCAGAGACUCCCCCCUCAGCCCUGCCUUCACCGACACCCCCAACAUGGAGCUCCUCCACAGCCUUGCCCUCAGGGACACCCCGAGCCCAGCCUACACAGAUGCCCCCCACGCCCCCCCCCUCAGAGAGUCCUGCAGGCCCACGGCCAGAGACGGCACCCACAGACCCCCCAGCUGGGACGCCAGCCAGAGGGACGUGCGUUGCGCCACUGACAGAGACCCCACCCCGCCUAGAGGCACAGAGUCCACAGCCGUCAGUGGGAAAAGCGAGCCGCCCCGCGACGAGAAUCAGGACCCUUCAAACUCCACAGUCUGCACAGCCACCAGCCUUACCUACUCAGCCCACAGCCCUGACCCGAGCCCCCAUCCCCACAGGAUCCUCAACGGGGACGCCAGGAGUCCUCUGAGAGCCAACCCUCCUGCAUCACCCUUGAAGCCAUGCAAUAACUGGAAGAGGCAGAAUCGCCACUCUAUUGAUGGGACAGCCACCAAAGCGUUCCACCCCUGCACAGGCCUGCCUCUGCUGUCCAGCCCAGUUCCUCAAAGGAAAAGCCAGACUGGAUAUUUCGAUUUAGACACAUCAUUGAUCCGCUGCAAAACGCAACCAUGGGCAACUAGCAAAAGAGCCUGCUUGAAAAGAGAGGGCGAUGAAUGUGAGCCCCUGCAGCAGCUGCUUAGUGCUAGUGCCCCACCUGCAAGCCUCAGCCUUCUGGGGAACUUUGAGGAGUGUGUAUUAAACUAUCGGCUAGAGCCUCUGGGGACAAUAGAGGGUUUCACAGCAGAGGUGGGCGCCAGUGGAACAUUCUGCCCCAGCCACAUGACCUUUCCCGUGGACGUGUCUUUCUACAGUGUCUCUGAUGACAAUGCACCUUCUCCCUAUAUGGGUGUUAUUAACCUGGAGUCCCUAGGGAAAAGGGGCUAUCGAGUGCCUCCAUCAGGAACCAUUCAAGUGACCUUAUUCAACCCAAACAAGACUGUGGUCAAGAUGUUUGUGGUGGUGUAUGACUUGAGAGAGAUGCCAGCCGGCCAUCAGACAUUCCUCAGGCAGAGGACCUUCUCCGUCCCCGGCAAGCGGGAAUCCAAUGGCCAUGUCAACAAGAAAUCCCUUCCCCUUAGCCAGGGACGGACCCUGCGCUACCUCGUACACCUGAGGUUCCAGAGUUCUAAAUCUGGGAAGAUCUACCUCCACCGAGACAUCCGGCUUCUGUUCUCACGCAAAUCCAUGGAAGUGGACAGUGGUGCUGCCUAUGAGCUCAAAUCCUUCACUGAGUCACCUGCCGACCCCCGCUUCUCUCCCAGAUGCUAACGACCUUCAGUCUUGCACUGGGGCCUUAACUAUAUCACACCCUCCAGGGCAUGGUUUGGCUGACAUCGGGCCUUUAGUCUUUUGGUCAACUGUUAUGUUCUUAAGCAGAUUCACAUUGAUGUUUGCCUUAGAAUCAAAUCAGUGAACAUCCUCAUCACAGAAUUACAUCUGUGGUGGUGUGCAUACAUAUUUCUGAGUGUUAGUGGCAAUCAAUGCAGAACUGUGCAACCUAAUGUGCAGAAGAUGACCUUUGACCUGACUGAAUGCUUCGCAUCAGUUGAAUCAUCAUUUGCUUCUCAAUAAUGUUUUUGCACAGAGAAUGACAUUUAGGGCUCCUCCUGUCCUCACAUACAAGCUGUUCUCAGUGCUCAGUCCUUCAGAAUCAACUGGCCAGUGGAAGUAAUCCGUUAUUUCAGAUGUAGAUCUUUUAUUUUUUCCCAAGUUUUUGGUAUGAGUAAGGAGCCAUUACAGCUGUAAGACCAUGGACCAGUUUUCCAAGAGAACAAGCAAUCACGCCAGAGAAAACUACAGAAUAACAUUUGAAAGAGCACUGUGUUAUUUCCAUGAGAACUGGAAAUUGAAAUUAGUAAUAUUCUAAUACGUAUUUUUUGUACUGUUACAGAACCACUUUAUCGGAAGUGUUGCAAUAGAAGAAAAAUAAAAUACAAAUUAUCUUACUAGUUUAGUGUUUACAUAUUUACUUUGUCAGUUAUUUAAUAUUUAAAUUAAUAUUUCAUUUACUGCACAUGUGAUGGCCGUCAUGCUAAGCAUUAUGAUGUAGUGCAAAAUAUGUUUCAAUCAUAAUAUGUAUUUUUGACUUUAAUAUUCAGAUCUGAAAUAAAUAUAUAUUAUAUCUUUAAA
Sardina pilchardus (European sardine) is the source of this 5093-nucleotide messenger RNA. RefSeq names its product atos homolog A (gene atosa). The record is from RefSeq and is a predicted model, not a curated record. Bases 1047 to 4232 code for a protein of 1061 amino acids. The transcript is spliced from 12 exons. NCBI's taxonomy places the organism in Eukaryota, Metazoa, Chordata, Actinopteri, Clupeiformes, Clupeidae.